Molecule: messenger RNA, 1998 nt
Organism: Impatiens glandulifera
Lineage: Eukaryota; Viridiplantae; Streptophyta; Magnoliopsida; Ericales; Balsaminaceae
Product: probable serine/threonine-protein kinase PBL18
Exons: 6
Coding region: 201-1619 (472 amino acids)
Biological process (GO): protein phosphorylation
Molecular function (GO): ATP binding; protein kinase activity
Source: RefSeq, a predicted model, not a curated record
CUCUCCAUCUUUCUCACGAUGACCGUCUUUAUUUCUCAAAUCCCUUUUCUCUGAAUAUUUUUUCUCUUUCUCUCUCGUUCUCUGUGCACGGAUCUCGUAAUGUAGGCGAAGAUAUUUGUAUAAAGAAAAGAGAGAAAGAGAAAACAAGCUUCAUUUCUAAUGCCAUUGAUUCAUUUGAUCUUUAUGAUUAGGUCAUUUCAAUGGGUAACUGCUGGAUUUACUCUUCUAGGGUUGAUAAUGGACCAUUCACCCCUGACGAUAUUCGAUCUGGACCAUUAAUAGAAAAUCCUCGAAAAUUCACUCCUCCUACUUCUCUUCCUCCAUUAACUCAUUUGAUGACCAAAGAUAAGAAGAAUGAAGAACCCAUAGCAUUGCCAAGUCCAAGAUCUGAAAGUGAAAUAUUAUCAUGGACAAAUUUGAAAUCUUUGACUCUUCAUGAACUCAAAAUUGCUACAAAGAACUUCAAAUGUGAGAUUGGAGAAGGUGGGUUUGGAUGUGUUUAUAAGGGUUAUCUUGGUUGUGGUACUGUUGUAGCUGUGAAACAGCUUAAUUCUGAAGGCUAUCAAGGGCAUAAGGAAUGGCUGGCAGAGGUGAAAUAUCUUGGCCAACUUCAUCAUUUGAACCUUGUGAAACUUAUUGGCUACUGCUUGGAAGGUGAAAACCGGCUUCUUGUGUACGAGUUCAUGCCUGGAGGCAGCUUGGAGAAUCGCCUUUUUACAAACGGAAUAGAGCACCUUUCAUGGGCAAUAAGAGUUAAGAUUGCAAUAGGAGCUGCUCGGGGCCUCCAUUUUCUACAUUCAUGCGUUCCACCUGUUAUUUAUCGCGAUUUCAAGAGUUCUAACAUUUUAUUGGAUUCGGAGUUCAAUGCAAAGCUUUCAGAUUUUGGGUUGGCAAAAUCUGGCCCUAGGGGAGAAGAAACUCAUGUCACCACGCAAGUCUUUGGCACUCAAGGUUACACCGCACCUGAAUAUAUUUGUACAGGUCGGUUAACAGCUAAGUGCGAUGUGUACAGCUUCGGGGUUGUAUUGAUAGAGCUUCUCAGCGGACGAAGAGCCAUAGACAACACAAAGUCUGGCCACGAGAAAAAACUAGUCGAAUGGGCAUGGCCUAACCUAGACCAAAAACUAGGUGUUGUUCGAAUAAUGGACACAAAGUUAGGCGGGCAAUACCCACGAAGAGCGGCUAGCAUUGCUGCCAUGCUGGCUAAGCAAUGCACACACUUGGAUGCAAAAGCCCGCCCACAAAUGGUUCAAGUUUUAUCGAUACUAGAAGAACUACCUUCUGCAAGAUACAUGUACCCUUCUUCAAUGGAUCAACAAGUGGUAUCUCAAAAUCCUUCUUCUUCAUGUCAGUCUCCUCGAAAUGAUAGGAACAGAAGACACCAAUCAGAUCUUCUGGUAGAUGAUCAACGCUCCGUAAAUAAGAACAACAGAAGACACCUAUCUGAUAAUCUUGUCGCUCAGAUGUCUUCUACUGAUCGUCAACGAUCAGUAAAUAAGAACAGAACACAACCGGAUCAACUGGAUCCUAGAAAUAACGAUCAACGGGCAGGAAAUAAGAACAGAACACCUCAAUCUUAUCCAUUGCCGAUGCCCAAGAUACCACUACAGGGGUCUUGAUUUCGGCUUUUGUCUAUAUAAAUUCAGGAACUUUAGAGUCAUAGAUGUAAAUUUACAAGAUGAAAAUAUAUAUUUUGCAAAAAAUAAGGCAUUGUGUUUCGGUUAUGAGAGUGUGGUGAAUGCUUGAGCACCGCGAGCCACUUUGAUAAAAACGUCUUCCAAAGUGGUGUCCGCGAGUCCCCAAGCUUGAACUACGAAUCUGCUCUUGGCAUUCUCAACUGCUCUGAAUACUUCUGCUAUUCUUACUUCUUGCUUUGGCAGUUCGAAUUUUUGUGUACCGGAUAAAUGGUAUACCUUGUUUGCGUUUGGCGAUAGAUUCUUUACCAAGACCUCAACUUCCUCCUCGUGGCUUGAUGAAGUUGUCAUUGUGAAUACGUAA